This is a messenger RNA of Colossoma macropomum (tambaqui), 5238 nucleotides long. It is a transcript of the gene myo6a, whose product is annotated as myosin VIa. Gene Ontology annotation, biological process: actin filament organization; inner ear morphogenesis; vesicle transport along actin filament. The record is from RefSeq and is a predicted model, not a curated record. The transcript is spliced from 35 exons. Bases 169 to 4035 code for a protein of 1288 amino acids. Gene Ontology annotation, molecular function: ATP binding; microfilament motor activity; actin filament binding. NCBI's taxonomy places the organism in Eukaryota, Metazoa, Chordata, Actinopteri, Characiformes, Serrasalmidae. Gene Ontology annotation, cellular component: actin cytoskeleton; cytoplasm; endocytic vesicle.
GAGAGAGAGGGAGAGAGAGAGAGAGAGAGAGAGAGAGAGGGAGAAAGGAAGAAAGAGGGAGAGAUCACGACCCCCCUCCCCGAAAUAACCCACAAACUUUCAACGUUCAUGUGAAUCCGCGCGCGCGCGCACUCCUCACGGGAUAAGCAGUGGACCGAGCGUGGUGAGAUGGAGGAUGGGAAACCGGUGUGGGCACCCCACCCUACAGAUGGGUUCCAGCUGGGCACCAUUGUGGACAUCGGAGCGAAUAGCCUGACCAUCGAGCCCCUAAAGGAGAGAGGAAAGACUUUUCUUGCUCCUGUUAAUCAAGUGUUCCCUGCUGAGGACGACGUCAACAAACAUGUGGAGGACAACUGCUCGUUGAUGUACUUGAAUGAAGCCACACUCCUUAAUAACAUCCGUGUGCGCUACAGUAAAGACAAAAUUUACACCUAUGUGGCCAAUAUCCUGAUAGCAGUGAACCCUUACUAUGACAUCCCCAAGCUCUACUCCCCCGACACCAUCAAGCAGUACCGGGGCCGCUCGCUGGGAACGCUCCCACCCCACGUCUAUGCAAUCGCUGAUAAGGCCUAUCGCGACAUGAAGGUACUGAAGAUGAGUCAGUCCAUCAUCGUCUCUGGAGAAUCAGGGGCAGGGAAGACCGAAAACACCAAGUUUGUACUCCGGUAUUUAACCACCUCCUAUGGGACAGGUCAGGACAUUGAUGAAAGGAUAGUUGAAGCGAAUCCCUUGCUGGAGGCGUUCGGGAACGCUAAAACUGUCCGCAACAACAACAGCAGCCGCUUCGGCAAGUUUGUGGAGAUUCACUUUAACACAAAGAACGCAGUGGUGGGGGGGUUCGUGUCUCAUUACCUGCUGGAGAAAUCGCGGAUCUGCAGGCAGAGCCAGGAGGAGAGGAACUAUCACAUCUUCUACAGACUGUGUGCAGGAGCUCCUGAAGACAUCCGGGAAAAAUUCCACCUCACCUCUCCAGACUCCUUCAGGUACCUGAACCGGGGAUGCACGCGCUACUUCGCCACCAAGGACACGGACAAGCAGAUCCUGCAGAACCGCAAGAGCCCAGAGCACCUGAAAGCAGGCCCGCUGAAGGAUCCCCUGCUGGACGAUCAGGGGGACUUCAACCGCAUGGUGGUGGCCAUGAAGAAGAUCGGGCUGGACGAUGCAGAGAAGCUGGACCUGUUCAGGGUGGUGGCAGGAGUUCUUCACCUAGGCAACAUUGACUUUGAGGAGGCUGGAAGCACUUCAGGUGGCUGUAUCUUAAAGAGGCAGUCGAGUCAGGCUCUGGAGCACUGUGCCGAGCUGCUGGGCUUGGAUGAAGAGGAUCUGAGAGUCAGCCUCACCACCAGAGUCAUGCUGACAACAGCAGGGGGCGCUAAAGGCACAGUCAUCAAGGUUCCUCUGAAAGUGGAGCAGGCGAAUAACGCUCGGGAUGCGCUGGCCAAGGCUGUGUACAGCCGCCUCUUUGAUCACGUGGUCACCAGGGUCAACCAGUGCUUCCCUUUCGAAUCCUCAGCUAAUUUCAUCGGCGUGCUGGACAUCGCCGGCUUCGAGUAUUUUGAGCACAACAGUUUUGAGCAGUUCUGCAUCAACUACUGUAAUGAGAAGCUGCAGCAGUUCUUCAAUGAGCGCAUCCUCAAAGAGGAGCAGGAACUGUACCAGAGAGAGGGGCUGGGAGUGAACGAAGUGAAAUACGUCGACAAUCAGGACUGCAUAGACCUGGUGGAGGCAAAGCUAGUGGGCAUCUUGGACAUUCUGGAUGAAGAGAACCGUCUACCUCAACCGAGCGACCAGCACUUUACCGAGACAGUCCACAACAAGCACAAAAACCACUUCCGCUUGACUGUCCCCAGGAAGUCAAAGCUGACGGUACACAGGAAUGUGAGGGAUGAUGAAGGAUUUAUCAUCAGACAUUUUGCAGGAGCAGUUUGUUAUGAGACUAUUGACUUUGUGGAGAAGAAUAAUGACGCUCUGCACAUGUCUCUGGAGAGUCUCGUGAGCGAGUCUAAAGAUCAGUUCAUUCGAGAACUCUUCGAGAACUCCAUCAACUCCAAAGAUGUCAAGCAGAAAGCUGGUAAACUCGGCUUCAUCAGUGUGGGCAACAAGUUCAAGACCCAGCUGAACAUUCUUCUGGAGAAGCUGCGCAGCACGGGCUCCAGUUUCAUCCGCUGCGUGAAGCCCAAUCUGAAGAUGGUCAGCCACCAGUUUGAAGGCGCUCAGAUUCUCUCCCAGCUCCAGUGCUCAGGGAUGGUGUCUGUACUGGACUUGAUGCAGGGCGGUUUCCCUUCCCGAGCACCUUUCCACGAGCUCUACAACAUGUACAAGCAGUACAUGCCCCCUAAGCUGACGCGCCUGGACCCUCGGCUCUUCUGCAAGGCCCUGUUCAAAGCUCUGGGCCUGAAUGAGAACGACUACAAGUUCGGCCUCACUCGAGUUUUCUUCAGACCCGGAAAGUUUGCCGAGUUUGACCAGAUAAUGAAGUCUGAUCCGGAUCACCUGGCCGAGCUGGUGAAGCGGGUCAAUAAGUGGCUGAUACACAGCCGCUGGAAGAAGGUCCAGUGGUGCGCGCUGUCAGUCAUCAAAUUGAAGAAUAAGAUGCUGUAUCGGGCCAACGCCUGCAUCAGCAUGCAGAAGACUGUACGUAUGUGGCUGUGCAAGCGUAAGCACAAACCUCGCAUUGACGGCCUGGUGAAGGUGCGGAACCUUAAGAAGCGGAUGGGAAGGUUUAAUGAGGUGGUGUCCGGCCUUAAGGAGGGCAAGCAGGAAAUGAGCAAACAGAUCCAGGAUCUGGACGCAUCCAUCGACGCGCUCAUGCUCAAGAUCAAGAGCACCAUCAUGAGCCGGAUUGAGAUCGAUCACGAGCACCAGGCUCUGGUGACCCGCUCUGAGAAGUUGCUGACCACCAUGCAGAAGCAGAAACAGGAGGAGGAGGAGCGAGAGAGACUGCGCCGCAUCCAGGAGGAGAUGGAGAGAGAGAGGAAGAGGAGAGAAGAGGAGGAGAAACGCCGCAAACAGGAGGAGGAGGAGAGACGCCUAAAAGCGGAGAUGGAGCUGAAGAGGAAGCAGGAGGAAGAGGAAAGGAAGAAGAGAGAAGAAGAGGAGAGGAGAUUGCAGGAGGAGAUGGAGCGGCAGCUGGAGGCAGAGCGAGAGGAGGAGGCGGCCCGGCAGGCGGUGCUUGAACAGGAGAGGAGGGACCGAGAGCUGGCUCUGCGUAUCGCUCAGAGCGAGGCGGAGCUUAUUCCAGAGGAGGCAGGAGAUGCAGGACUCCGCAGUAACGGCAGCGUCCCGUCGUCACCCGAGAGAGCGAUUGUUGCAGCACCACAAAAGCUCAAGAGCUUGACCAUGGAGGAAAUGGCCAAGGAAAUGUCUGAGCUUCUGGCUAGGGGUCCGCAGGUGCAAGCCACAAAGGCGGCAGCCAAUGCCAAGAAGUACGAACUCAGCAAGUGGAAGUAUGCAGAGCUCCGAGACGCCAUCAACACAUCCUGCGACAUUGAGUUGUUGGCUGCAUGUAGGGAGGAGUUCCAUCGCAGGCUGAAGGUCUACCACGCGUGGAAGUCAAAGAACAAAAAGCGCAACACAGAGGCUGAACAGAGAGUGCCCAAAUCCAUCACGGAGUACGCCCAGCAAAAUGCUCCUCCACCCAUCCCAGCCCGGCAGCAUGAGAUCCUGAUGAACCGGCAACAGCGCUACUUCCGUAUCCCCUUUAUCAGACCAGGAGACCAGUACAAAGACCCUCAGAACAAGAAGAAGGGCUGGUGGUAUGCCCAUUUUGAUGGCCCAUGGAUUGCCCGGCAGAUGGAGCUGCACCCAGAUAAACACCCCAUUCUGCUAGUGGCAGGUAAGGAUGAUAUGGAGAUGUGCGAGCUGAGUCUAGAGGAGACCGGCUUGACCCGUAAGCGGGGAGCGGAGAUCCUUCCCCGUCAGUUCGAGGAGAUCUGGGAGCGCUGCGGAGGGAUCACGUACCUGAGGAACGCCAUCGAGACCCGGCAGGCGCGGCCCACCUAUGCCACCGCCAUGCUCCAGAGCCUGCUCAAGUAGACCUCCUGGAAUGCUGACACACAUGCAACCAACACUUAAGGCACUGCCAAGCUAGAGUGUGCUCAAGUAGACUCACCUGGACACGCACUCGUAAUCCAGUCUUUCUAGAUCAAAGGGAAGAACGCAGUUCCUAGCAUAGUCCACAUUCAGAGUACAGUAGGACUCACUUUAAAUGACUGUUGUCUCUCAACUCGUCAGUGAACUGGGUUUUUUUUUAUUGCUAGUUGUCACUCGCAUUGGUCUUUAUUGUUUAAUUUCUGUCUGAUACUGUUUUCUCCUUUAAAUUCAUGAUUUACAGUGAAUCAAUAGAAUUCAAUAUUGUUUUUUUUUCCCUUUUUUUGCAUUUGACAUUGCUUUUCCUUGCACAUUUUUCCUCAGUACUCUAUAACUACAACUAAGAGGCCUUAAUAACUGUAAUAAUUGCCAGGGUGAUUCUUUCUAAGCUGCCUCUCAAAGCAUUUUUUUUGUAUAUUAUGUGAGAAAUAUUGAUAAAUAAUAGCUCAGUUAUUCCAGUAGGAAUGUCCAAACGUCAGAAGUGCUUCUCUCUCGAUUUACGGUGUAAUCGUAACAUCCUAAAAGACUUCACUCCUAUAUAUUUGCUUAAGUGAGAUUUUUAAUCAUUCCAUUUUGAUAUGACACUCAUAACUACUGAUAUCGUGUUGAACUGGAAAAAUACAUUUUCAUAAACCUCUACAGUUUCAGCUUUGCACAAUAUAUACAAGUACAAUAAUGUAGUUGUUUGUUGAUUAUUUUCAUUUGUCAUUGAACAUUUGCACUGAGAAGCGAAAGGUUGGAGAAAAUCACACAUCCAUAGUUCAGAUUUGAAAUCCUAAAGAUGCACUAUAUUUUUCUGAGCAGUUUUUUUCUAAAACCUACCUGUCCCAGCUGUACCUAAUGCUCUUUCAGCUACUACUGAAUGUACAGAACCUUUGAAAUUGCAGUUUCUUUCCCUUUUACACACAGUUGUCAAAGCUAAAAUUGAGCUACAUUAUAUUGCAGCGAUCAGCUUUAUUCGUACUUGUUCCUCCCUUUCCUGAUUUUUCUGUGCUUACCUACACUUCAGCUACACCUGGAUUCUUAGUGAUUUUCCUUAACGUUGGAAAAAAUCUUAAUGAUGUGUGUGAAUAAUAGACUUUUUUUCUUAUUGUCAUUAAAUCGAGGAUGAAUUCUGGGUAAAGAAAUUUAUGCAAUACUUGAUUAACC